AUGGGUUUUGCUCCCCGAGGUGGACGAGGCGGCGGUGGCCGUGGAGGUGGAGGUAACUUCCGUGGUGGUGAUCGCGGCGGUCGUGGUGGCAGUCGAGGAGGCGCUCGAGGUGGUGCCCGUGGCGGCUUUGGCGCUCCCAGAGGCAGAGGUGGUCCGCGAGGUGGUGCCAGAGGUGGACGAGGAGGCCGAGGCGGCGGUAGAGGCGGCGCAGCUGGCGCCAAGGGAGGCAAGAAGAUGGUCAUCGACCCCCACAGACACAAGGGUGUCUUCAUCGCGCGAGGUGGAAAAGAGGAUCUUCUGGCGACCCGCAAUCUGACCCCCGGCGAGUCUGUCUACGGCGAGAAGCGUGUCGCUAUCGAGACACCCGGCAACGACGAGGACGAGAACCCCACCUCCACCAAGGUCGAAUAUCGUGUGUGGAAUCCCUUCCGAAGCAAGUUGGCUGCUGGUAUCCUCGGUGGUCUCGAGACGAUCUACAUGGGCCCAGGAAAGAAGGUUCUGUACCUCGGUGCCGCUUCUGGAACUUCCGUUUCUCACGUUGCCGACAUUGUUGGCCCCACUGGUGCAGUCUACGCCGUCGAGUUCUCUCACAGAUCCGGCCGUGACCUGAUCAACAUGGCAACUCGCCGCACCAACGUUGUCCCCAUUGUCGAGGACGCCCGUCAUCCCUUGAAGUACCGAAUGCUCGUCCCAAUGGUCGACUGCAUCUUCGCCGAUGUCGCCCAGCCUGACCAGGCCCGUAUCGUCGCUCUGAAUGCUAGUCUCUUCCUGAAGCGCGGUGGUGGUAUGCUCAUCUCCAUCAAGGCCAACUGUAUUGACAGCACUGCGCCUCCUGAGCAGGUGUUCGCCCAUGAGGUUGAGAAGCUGAGAUCAGAGAAGUUCUUCCCCAAGGAGCAGCUUACGCUAGAACCGUAUGAGCGUGAUCACGCCAUGGUCUCCGCUGUCUAUCUGCAGAAGGAGUUUGAGGGCUAA
Phaeoacremonium minimum UCRPA7 is the source of this 972-nucleotide messenger RNA. RefSeq names its product putative fibrillarin protein. Gene Ontology annotation, biological process: box C/D sno(s)RNA 3'-end processing; rRNA methylation. The transcript has 4 exons. Gene Ontology annotation, cellular component: small-subunit processome; nucleolus; box C/D methylation guide snoRNP complex. The record is from RefSeq and is a predicted model, not a curated record. NCBI's taxonomy places the organism in Eukaryota, Fungi, Ascomycota, Sordariomycetes, Togniniales, Togniniaceae. Bases 1 to 972 code for a protein of 323 amino acids. Gene Ontology annotation, molecular function: RNA binding; histone H2AQ104 methyltransferase activity; rRNA methyltransferase activity.